Parnassius mnemosyne (clouded apollo) is the source of this 1416-nucleotide messenger RNA. Lineage: Eukaryota; Metazoa; Arthropoda; Insecta; Lepidoptera; Papilionidae. The record is from the annotation of a GenBank genome assembly.
AUGAGUUUUUUCGGAUUCGGACAGACGGCAGAUAUCGAAAUCGUGUUCGAUGAUGCUGACAAACGUAAGGUUGCUGAAGUGAAAACGGAUGAUGGAAAAAAGGAAAAGUUGUUGCUCUACUAUGAUGGGGAAACUGUAUCCGGACGAGUUAAUGUAACUUUACGAAAACCCGGUUCAAAAUUGGAACAUCAAGGAAUUAAGGUAGAGCUCAUAGGUCAAAUCGAGUUAUUCUAUGAUAGAGGUAAUCACCAUGAAUUUAUAUCAUUGGUUAAGGAACUAGCAAGGCCUGGAGACUUGCUUCAACAUACAUCGUAUCCGUUUGAAUUUGCAAAUGUUGAAAAACCAUAUGAAGUGUAUACAGGUGCUAAUGUCAGACUAAGGUAUUUCCUUCGAGCUACAAUUGUUCGUCGUCUUACGGAUAUUGUAAAAGAAGUGGACAUUGCUGUCCAUACUCUGUGCAGUUACCCUGAUGUUUUAAAUUCAAUUAAAAUGGAAGUGGGUAUAGAAGAUUGCUUACACAUAGAAUUUGAAUAUAACAAAUCAAAAUAUCACUUGAAGGAUGUCAUUGUAGGUAAAAUUUACUUUUUAUUGGUGCGCAUUAAAAUUAAACACAUGGAAAUAUCCAUUAUUAAAAGAGAAACAACAGGUUCUGGACCUAAUACAUUUACGGAAAAUGAAACUGUGGCAAAGUAUGAAAUCAUGGAUGGCGCUCCAGUAAGAGGAGAGAGUAUUCCAAUUAGGGUAUUUUUGGCUGGAUAUGAUUUAACACCUACAAUGAGAGAUAUAAACAAUAAAUUUUCAGUUAGGUAUUAUCUGAACCUUGUUUUGAUGGAUACAGAGGAUCGUCGCUACUUUAAACAGCAGGAAGUCACUCUAUGGAGGAAGAGUGAUAAAUCUAGAUUGCCAUUACACAAUCCACACCACCCUCAGACAUUGUCUCAUCCAUCAAGCACCCAUGCACAUAGGCAGCACAGUGUUUCAAGUGAAGAAAAUUCAGCUCAAGGUGUAUCUCCAUCUAUUCCAGAGAAUUCACUUCAGAGGUCUAUUUCUCCACCCAUGCCUGACAUUAACAAACAAAAUGGACCAACUGAAAUGGAACAAGAAAGCCCUGAUAUAAUAUCUAACCAGUUAUCUAAUACACACAUUGAAAAUAAUGAUGUAACAAAGUCAGUUGUUGAUGUUGUUGAAAAUUCUGAUACUCCCCCAGAAAAAGUUAUAAAUAAACCACAAACUGUGGAAAAACCACAGGUUGCUGUAAAGCAACAGACUGUUGAAAAACCACAAGUUGCAGAAAAACCACAGAUUGCUGAAAAGCCACAACUUGCAGAAAAGCCAAUAGUAGCAGAAAAACCACAGUUAGCAGAGAAACCUGUUGCAAACCAGUCUGAAAGUGUAGAAGCAAGUUCCAGUCAAUAA